Ophidiomyces ophidiicola is the source of this 2940-nucleotide messenger RNA. RefSeq lists its product as uncharacterized. Lineage: Eukaryota; Fungi; Ascomycota; Eurotiomycetes; Onygenales; Onygenaceae. Gene Ontology annotation, molecular function: ATP binding; nucleic acid binding; hydrolase activity, acting on acid anhydrides, in phosphorus-containing anhydrides. The record is from RefSeq and is a predicted model, not a curated record. Bases 1 to 2940 code for a protein of 979 amino acids. The transcript is spliced from 4 exons.
AUGGCAUCUCGAGGGCGUAGACAGCCGGCGCACUCUAGGAGAUAUUUCCCGGGGUCCUUCUCCUCUGGGUAUGUGAAUCCUAGAAUAUCUUUCCCUCCAUAUAACCGGGCGCGAAGAUCCACAACACGACCAGCGCCCAAGACUGGUAAACGGAAACUUCCCGGCGCUAUUGAUCUUACACAAGAUAACGACUAUGUUACACGGAUCGCUCAAGCUCGAAGCGCGCCCAAGCCGUACGCUCCUGACAGGGCUGCCUAUGAACAGCUCACAGCGCCCAGGGAACUCAUUCCACUGAGUCAGGGCAUACCGAACACUCAAGCGGAGCUUGACGAGGAGGCAAAUGCAGCCGCUUUUGUUGACUCUUCUCAGGAAUUUGAUGACUCUUCUUAUUUGAGCUUCGAAUUAUAUGGCAUCGUAUCUAACAAAAUAGUUGGUGUUAGAUUUUAUAAUGGCCAGGCGUCAAAAGGAGAAUGUGUCAACAUUCGGCGAGAGCCCAGUAACCAGUACGACCCGAAUUCAAUUCGAGUUGAUAAUGUUAUGGGUGAUCAGAUUGGCCAUUUGCCUCGACAUUUGUCCAUGUCAUUAGCGCGCUAUCUGGACUCUGGAGAAUUGUUAGUGGAAGGGGUUCUGGCCGGAAACAAAGGCACUUUUGAAUGUCCAAUUACCUUGAAGUUGUAUGGCACCAGUGAUCCCAGAGAACAGCAAGUGCUUAUGGAAAGAAUGAAAAAGGAUGGUCUGUCAGUUGCGGAGCUCGUGAUGAAAAGAAUCAACCAGAAACAACAACCACCACAAGAACUGAGAGAUAUCACCAACCACCCAGGCAUACGUAGGGGCAACGGGGUGGGCGAAGAAUGGCAAACAUCAAAUAGUGGAUUUGGUGUCAAUAUGGCUCCUAUUAAGGAGAGCCAGCUCCAGCAAAACCAAGAGUCCAUUAGCGAUAUCGUCGCCCAAAGCAUUGCCUUCAAUCCAAGGGAAAUGGGCCAGGUAGUUGAGAAAUUUGGCACCGAUGAAAAAGAACUUGCGAAAAUGCCAAUGGCUGACAGCCCAGCCGCAUUGUCAACCGAGUUAUUACCGUAUCAGCGACAAGGACUUGCAUGGAUGCUGGGAAGAGAGUCGCCUCGGCUGCCAGAAAAGAACAGCGACAAAGCUGAACAGUUGUGGAAGCGACAUGGAUCUGCAUACAAGAAUAUUGCGACCGGCUAUGUUACAAAUCGGGCUCCUUCAUUGGCGAGUGGUGGUAUUCUCGCCGACGAUAUGGGAUUAGGAAAAACAUUACAGACUAUUUCUCUAAUUUUGGCCGACCCAGUGUCAAAGGCCGCUCAAGCGCCAAAAACAACGCUCAUUAUAUCUCCGCUUGGCGUGAUGAGCAAUUGGCGAGACCAGAUUGCUAGUCAUGUUAAGGAAGAGCAUGCCCUCAAGGUUCUCAUAUAUCAUGGCCCCGGUAAGAGAGAAGCCGAGAACCUAGACCAGUACGAUGUGGUCAUUACCACCUAUGGUGCCCUCGCUACGGAGUUUGGUCAUUUCGAUGGAAAAGAAACCAAGCCAAAGAAACCAGAGAAAGGACUAUUCUCCGUGCACUGGCGACGGGUUGUCUUGGAUGAAGGCCAUACCAUUCGAUCGCCGCGGACAAAGGGAGCCAGAGCAGCAUGCACGUUAGAAGCUGACUCACGAUGGUCGCUAACUGGAACACCAAUCAUUAACAAUUUGAAGGACCUGUACUCCCAACUAAAAUACCUUCGGAUCUCUGGUGGGCUAGAAGAUCUGGCUGUCUUUAAUAGCGCAUUGAUUCGGCCUCUAAAGGAGGAACAUCCGAAUGCUACGCUUAUUCUACAAGCUUUGAUGGCCACCAUCUGCCUACGCCGUAAGAAAGAAAUGGAAUUCAUCAACCUUUGUCUUCCACCGAUGCAAUCUCAUAUUCUUCAUGUGAGAUUCCUGCCUCACGAGAAAGAAAAGUACGACAUGUUUCAGGCUGAAGCAAAGGGCGUCCUCAUGGAUUAUUCGAACAGCCAAAAAUCGAAUGUUACGUAUUCGCACUUGCUUGAAGUUAUUCUUCGCCUUAGACAAGUCUGCAAUCACUGGAAGCUCUGUCAGGCUCGGGUCAAUGAUCUCAUGAAUUUACUGGCAAAAACCGAUGUAGUGGAUCUGACACCAGAAAAUGUAAGAGCGCUUCAGAGUCUUCUCCAGCUGAAGAUUGAAAGCCAGGAAUCAUGCCCCAUUUGCCUGGAUAACUUGAAUCAACCAGUUAUUACUGCUUGUGCACACACUUUUGAUUUCGCCUGCAUUGAGCAAGUCAUCGAACGGCAGCACAAAUGCCCCAUGUGUAGGGCGGAUAUUAGAGAUACAUCUGAUCUUGUACAUCCAGCUGUUACACUGGGCGAAGACCCGUCUGCGAUAGAUGUUGACCCUGAAGAGAGCAGCAGCAAGAUCCAGGCAUUAAUCAAAAUCCUUACAGCCCAGGGCCAAGCUGCAGACACUAAGACAGUUGUUUUCAGUCAGUGGACAUCAUUUCUUGAUUUCAUCGAGCCACAGCUCAGCAAACACGGCAUAAAUUUUACGCGGAUUGACGGAAAGAUGAACUCGACCAAGCGUGAUGCCGCCAUGGCGACCCUGGCUAACGACCCAAGUUGCACAGUCAUGCUUGCUAGCUUGAAUGUCUGCAGCGUCGGACUGAACCUGGUAGCAGCUAAUCAAGUGAUUCUUGCGGACAGCUGGUGGGCACCUGCUAUCGAAGAUCAAGCCGUUGACCGUGUGUAUCGACUGGGCCAGAAACGACCCACGACAGUAUGGCGCUUGGUGGUGGAAGGGAGCAUCGAAGAUAGAGUGUUGGAUAUUCAGAAAUGCAAACGAGACUUGAUGACGACCGCCUUCAGAGAGAAGAAUGCGGCGAAGGGAGAGGAGAAAAGAACAAGGUUAGCGGAUUUGGGAAAGUUGCUUCAAUAG